AAAAUAUUUAUGCAUGCAUCUAUUUUACGACCUAGAAAAAACGUACUGAUUUAGCAAAGACCGUAAAAGAUGCGUAUCAAACAAAAUAUUUUAAUAAAAUUACGUAAGUUUUGUCGGCACAUCUUAAAGUCCCAAGCAAAAAAAACUGAAGUUAUCAUUUUACAGUAUGAGCGUGUAAACGUUAACACGCAUUUGCCUGCAGAGACUGCUGGCUAAAUUAAAUUCAAUAAUUAAGGUCAAUUUUAAUAACUGAAGACAUUUAUUGAAGAUGAAGGAAUGGAUAAAGAUUACCUUGAUUUUGUGUGCGUUCGGCACAUUAAGGGAAAUAAGACCGUCUGAGCCUUUUGUUACCGAGUUUUUACUUGGAGAAUGGAGAAACAUAACUGAGAACCAAUUGAAUCAAGAAGUUUACCCUGUAGGGACAUAUUCAUAUUUGGCACAACUUGUGGUUAUAUUUUUGAUAACCGAUUUUUUAAGAUUUAAACCUGUCAUUAUAAUUUCGGGACUAAGUGGAGUUUCAGUUUAUGCAGUAUUGCUAUGGACAAAGAGCCUACAAUGGCUGCAAGUUUCACAAUUCUUGUACGGAAUGUAUAUGGCCACAGAAGUAGCAUAUUUGACAUACAUUUAUGCUAAGGUUGACUCUGCUAAAUAUGCUGCGGUGUCUUCAUAUACGAGAAUAGCAGCACUCACCGGUCGCUUCCUAUCCGGAAUCAGCUCGCAGUUGUUAGUACAUUAUGAACUCAUGGACUAUCGAGAUCUCAAUUAUAUCACAUUCACAGCUCAGAUCCUCGCGUCUUUCUGGGCGCUGUGGCUACCAUCGGUUCCUUACGGUAUAUAUUUCCACCGCAAGGUGACCGCACAUCAGGUCACUACUAAUAUAGAGGACAAGACCACGUCGGACGAAUUAAAUGUAGACAAGCUUUCGCUUCGCACACAAAUGUGGGAAGCGUGUACAUUGAUAGCGCGUCACGCGCGCUCGGCGUACUCGCGUCCUAAGGUGCUGGCGUGGUCCGCGCUGUACGCGACCGCGCUUGCGCUCUUCGUGCAGGCUCAGACCUACAUACAGCUGCUCUGGAAACAUAUACAGGAGGAAAGUCACACGCCUGUAGCAUACAAUGGUGCGGUGGAAGCACUUCAGACAUUGCUCGGAGCGUUCGGUGCAUUCCUGUCUUCGUACUUCCCUGGAGCAGAACUGCCCGCUCCCGUGUUAGCGAUACAAGGCAUCGCUCUCUUUGUUGCCACAUUUAUACCUAACGUGUUUGUGUCAUACGCUGGUUAUGUUGUCAUGGGAAUGUUCUAUCACUUCAUUAUUACUUUGGCCAGUGCUAAAAUCGCCAGUCAACUGAGCGACGAGAGCUGCUUCGGUCUGAUAUUUGGCAUUAAUACACUAAUAGGCACGGGCCUGCAAUCAGUGCUGACUGCUGUGCUCAUACAGAGCCUGCAUCUACCAAUCACCUCACAGUACUACGCUAUCAGCGGUAUCUUCCUACUAGCAGCUUCCAGUUGGCUGUUUGGUUGGCUGAUAAAUAGUGUCAAACAGAAAAAAAAUAUAAGCAUUAACAACCAGUAUUGA
This is a messenger RNA of Papilio machaon (common yellow swallowtail), 1573 nucleotides long. Its product is annotated as folate transporter 1. Gene Ontology annotation, molecular function: vitamin transmembrane transporter activity. The transcript has 7 exons. Gene Ontology annotation, cellular component: plasma membrane. The coding region runs from base 269 to 1573 and encodes 434 amino acids. NCBI's taxonomy places the organism in Eukaryota, Metazoa, Arthropoda, Insecta, Lepidoptera, Papilionidae. The record is from RefSeq and is a predicted model, not a curated record. Gene Ontology annotation, biological process: transmembrane transport; vitamin transport.